GCUCUCCGCUCGAAGCCUCGCGAGAGGGACGGCGCGGGCCGAGGGACAAACCGCCCCGGAGCGCGGCGCGUUGCCGAGCAACGCCGAAGCCACCGUUGGAGGGAGCGGCGCUCAUGGCCAAGGUGGUGGUGGCAGGUAAGGCUAACUGCCCUUACUAUGCCAAAGCUGAACUCCUGGCGGACUAUCUUCAGGCUAACUUACCGAACUUCAGGGUUCACAAGAUCACUCAGCACCCCGACAAAUGGGAGCAGUGGCUUCAUGACACCUGUGAAAUGAAUAGAUGGGAACACAGAUGUUCUCCUAUCAUUUGGAGAGAACUGUUGGACCGUGGAGGGAAGGGUCUGCUUCUGGGAGGACUUAAUGAUUUUCUGGAAUACGCUCAGCACUAUUACGGCAUCACCUCAAGGAUGUUGAGUGAGGAAAUGUUAAGCAUUGCUGAGGAAAACCUCCAGGAGUAUAUUGAAGUUGAAAAAGAGGAGGAAGAGACUAAAAAUCUUAUCAAGCCUUUGCAGAUCUGGAUCACCGGUGCAUCAACUCCAAUCUGUUAUCACCUGAUCCCUCUGUUGGCAAAUGGAGAAGUGUUUGGCAUGACCACAGAAAUCAGUAUCCAUUUGCUUGACACUGACCAGUCUAAGGAAGUUCUUUGUGGUAUUGUAAUGGAAGCUGAAGACAUGGCUCUCCCACUCCUCCGCAGUAUUUCAGAGCACACUGAAAUAAAUGAGGCUUUUAUUCAAGCCGAUGUUGUCAUUGUUCUUGAUGAUGUCCUCUUAAACUGUAAAGUCCAAUCCCGUGAGAACUACAUAAGAGAAGUGAGUGAGAUCUGUCAAGUAUAUGCUCCCUUGAUUGAGAAGAAUGCCAAGAGUGAAGUCAGAGUAAUUUCAUCAGGAAAAACCUUUGUGAACCUUAAGGCGCUGAUGAUUAUGACAUAUGGCCCGUCCAUUAAGCCUAAAAAUGUCAUUGCCGUUGCGACAACCUGGGAAAGUGCAACUAAAGCCACACUGGCCAGGAAGCUGAAUACAAAUGUAGCAGGAGUUAAAAACGUCAUUGUUUGGGGCAAUAUUACUGGCUCUAACUACAUUGAUUUGUCACAUGCAAAACUUUAUGGAUAUGACAGUGCUAUUUGGGGCCCAGCUGAUUUUUCACGUCCUCUGUUGAGUAUGAUUUAUGAUAGAGAAUGGAUCCACUCAGAAUUGCAAUCUGCACAGAGUUCACUGAGUUCCCAGCUCUGUUGCUAUGGAGGAAUGUUACCUGCUCACUCAGUGGCCACUGUACUAAGAUACUGGUACCACGGCUCUCCUCCUAAGGAGAUUGUUUCUGUGGGAAUACGUACUGAAGGUCAGUUUUGUGUUCCUGAAGGUAUUGUCUUCUCUAUGCCAGUGAGGUUCCAGAAUGGUAACUGGGAAGUCAUGACAGAAUUUAAAAUCAAUAAAAAGACCCGAGAAGUUCUGGGAUGCUUAGCCCAUGAGCUGAUUCAGGAAAAGCUCGUUGCACUAAAGGAAAUACAAGAAAUGCAACCAUACGGAGGUGAUAAAAUCACUGGUUAAAAAUAUUUACGUCAGGAGAUGGAAACUUUGUCUGCUGUCUUACCUUGACGAGAGCUGUCUGGAGGAGAAAUGCUGAAAGUUCCCAUACUAAAAUGAUGUUUUCCAUUGCUCAAAGAAAGGCUAAACAUUGUCACAGUUUUUACAGUGUCUUCCUUGUUAAAAACCUGGAAAUCUGUAGGAAGAAAAAUGUUUCAAAAGUGUGAAUAUAACAUUCUUUAUAUGGAGCCUUUAAUGAGUCUAGGAUUUCUACUUCUUCAGACCAGUAAAACAUUUUGAAAACAUCAUUUAAUGUCUAAAAUGUUCAUAUUUUGACAAUUCAGAGCAAGAUUGGGAGUAGCACAUAGGAGUAGCAGUUUUAUAACUCCAGAUUUAUGUCUCAGAUGUAACGAAACACAGUACUGUAUAAGAAUA
Molecule: messenger RNA, 1955 nt
Organism: Pezoporus flaviventris
Lineage: Eukaryota; Metazoa; Chordata; Aves; Psittaciformes; Psittacidae
Gene: MDH1B
Product: malate dehydrogenase 1B
Exons: 10
Coding region: 114-1544 (476 amino acids)
Biological process (GO): tricarboxylic acid cycle; oxaloacetate metabolic process; malate metabolic process
Molecular function (GO): L-malate dehydrogenase (NAD+) activity
Source: RefSeq, a predicted model, not a curated record